AUGACUACAAUGAGCACUUCCACCUCACAGCUACAACAACGUUUGCCGGAAGAAAAACCAUGGCCACAGCUGAGUGGCUGUGACGACGCCCAAACCUUCAAAUGUAAAUACGUCACCAACCACAACUCCCUGGGCGAUGGGAAUUUCAGCGUCGUAAAAGAAUGCAUGAACAUACACACAAGAGACUUGUACGCAAUGAAGCUUAUCAAGAAACAAACCGUCAGAAACAAAAUUCAGCUUAUCCAAAGAGAAUUCGACCUAUUGAGGUCGAUAAGCGAAAAAAUCAGAGAUAUGGAAAAGAAAAAUGAGCAUUCUUUGGACAUUUUUGAGGGGCAUCACCACAUUUUACAACUGUUCGACUAUUUUGAAACCGCAGACAACAUUGUGCUGAUCACCCAGCUGUGCCAGAAGGGUGAUCUGUAUGAGAAAAUCGUUGAAAACCAAGCUCUAGACCUCGAAACCCAGGUCAAAUCAUACUGUGCCUGUUUGGUAAGCGUUCUGGAGUUUUUGCAUUCGCAAGGUAUUGUUCACAGAGACUUGAAGGCGGAAAAUGUUCUAUUCAGGUUGAGAGUGAACGAAAACGAAAAAAACUUGCAGGGUGAGCAUCAUGGUGACUUCAAGUACGAUCUUCUAGCGCAUGACCUGGUUCUUGCCGACUUCGGUCUUGCGGCGGAAUUCAACACCACCAAGGUAAACUCGUUGAAGGAGUUUGUCGGAACCAUCUCGUACAUCGCUCCGGAAAUCGUCAAGUGCAAAGGUGUCGGCGAAAUGGCACCUGACCAAGUCAAUAAACUGGACAAAUAUGGCUGUCCGGUGGAUGUAUGGGCCCUCGGUGUACUAACGUACUUCAUGGCCUUUGGCUAUACCCCCUUUGACUGCACCACAGACGACGAAACCCUGGAAUGCAUCUCUAAAUGCGAUUACUACGUCGAUGAGCAGACGAUGCACGACCCCAAAUACGAACAGUUUUGGAAUUUCGUUCAAUGCUGCUUCACUGUCGAUCCAACUAUAAGGCGUUCCGCCACCAAUCUAAAGCACCAUCCUUUCAUUAAGGAUUAUUUUGCCACUUCAAAUUCUUUGCACGUCAAGGAUACACCGACUUUCGCUUUUAACCCAACCAUCAGAAGAGUAUCGUCUACGGCAUCCAUGCACACUUUGAGGUCCCCCUCUAAAUCAAGAAAGACCACCACCCUGGCGUACUUGAAUAUGGAUGGCGACUCUUCAGAAGCUUCCACUGCCUUCAGUAGUAAGAUGGACCUGCCCGACCUUUACGUCGACAGAACCAUUAAUUCUCGUGAAAGGUCACUCAAUAGAAUUAGAGACACUUUAAAGAAAACAUUAUCCAUGACAUCCCUGAAACCUGCAGUCACAUACGAUUUUCUCCAUGCCAGCAAAAAUGGGACGUCAUUGUCAUCGUCAAAAUCUGGCCUCGUGAAAAAAAACUCUACGUUCGUGUUGGACCCCAGACCACCAAAAAAUAGCUUGAUGAACGGUUGUUUCAGUACAACUCCGGAAUCUCGCUCUAACUUCAAUACCCCUAAAAGCCUAUCUAGGCAAAAUUCCUCCACCAGUGUGAAGAAAUAUGUCAAUGAGAUGGACUUGCUUCUGACGCCACGUACAGCUUCGAUGAGCAGCAACGAUACCACAGCUAUUAACGACAACGAUAUCAAUAACGAUAAUAAUUCUGCAAGAAAACAUGCAGCCUCAUUCCAGGUAAAUGUUGAUGAUUCUGAUGGUGAUGAAACCAUGCAGAUAUAG
Saccharomyces kudriavzevii IFO 1802 is the source of this 1758-nucleotide messenger RNA. RefSeq names its product protein kinase TDA1 (gene TDA1). NCBI's taxonomy places the organism in Eukaryota, Fungi, Ascomycota, Saccharomycetes, Saccharomycetales, Saccharomycetaceae. The transcript has a single exon. Bases 1 to 1758 code for a protein of 585 amino acids. The record is from RefSeq and is a predicted model, not a curated record. Gene Ontology annotation, molecular function: calmodulin binding; ATP binding; calcium/calmodulin-dependent protein kinase activity. Gene Ontology annotation, biological process: cellular response to oxidative stress; protein phosphorylation.